CUCUCUCUCUCUCUCUCUCUCUCUCUCUCUCACACAUAUUAGAGCCGUCGCCACUCGCCACCCGCCACCCGCCACCCGCCACCCGCUACCCAGAAAAGUAGAAAACCCUAGAGAGAGAGAGAGGGGGCAACAAACAAGCAUGGCGGCUCCCCCGAUGAAAUCGGUGCAGUGCUUCGGGCGCAAGAAGACGGCGGUGGCGGUGACGUACUGCAAGGAAGGGCGGGGGUUGAUAAAGAUCAACGGGUGCCCAAUCGAGCUGGUGGAGCCGGAGAUCCUCCGGUUCAAGGCCUACGAGCCGAUACUCCUGCUGGGACGACACCGUUUCGCGGGCGUUGACAUGAGGAUCCGCGUCAAGGGAGGAGGUCACACUUCACAGAUCUACGCGAUCCGUCAGAGCAUCGCCAAGGCGUUGGUGGCUUAUUACCAGAAGUUUGUGGAUGAGCAGAGCAAGAAGGAGAUCAAGGACAUUCUGGUCAGGUACGACCGUACUCUCCUUGUGGCUGAUCCAAGGCGCUGCGAGCCCAAGAAGUUUGGUGGUCGUGGUGCCAGAGCUAGGUUCCAGAAGUCUUACCGUUAGAGCCGAGAGCUUUGUACGUUUUUGCUAUUAUUAUGAAGUGUUUGCUGUAACCUUGUUUCGGAUAUUUAUGCUUAAUGCUACUUUGAGAAAUCAUUCUCUGCA
This is a messenger RNA of Rosa rugosa (rugosa rose), 679 nucleotides long. Its product is annotated as small ribosomal subunit protein uS9-like. NCBI's taxonomy places the organism in Eukaryota, Viridiplantae, Streptophyta, Magnoliopsida, Rosales, Rosaceae. Gene Ontology annotation, cellular component: ribosome; cytosolic small ribosomal subunit. Gene Ontology annotation, molecular function: structural constituent of ribosome; RNA binding. Gene Ontology annotation, biological process: maturation of SSU-rRNA from tricistronic rRNA transcript (SSU-rRNA, 5.8S rRNA, LSU-rRNA); translation. The record is from RefSeq and is a predicted model, not a curated record. The transcript has a single exon. The coding region runs from base 140 to 577 and encodes 145 amino acids.